Molecule: messenger RNA, 438 nt
Organism: Ictidomys tridecemlineatus (thirteen-lined ground squirrel)
Lineage: Eukaryota; Metazoa; Chordata; Mammalia; Rodentia; Sciuridae
Source: RefSeq, a predicted model, not a curated record
AUGAGACAGAAGUGUGAUGGACAAUUAUUCCAUGGCACUUCUGUUUCAAUAGAGAAUUUCUUAAGUUGGGAGGCCAAGUUUGAUGUAGAACUUCUGAAAAUUAAAAAAAAAAAACAGUUAAAAGAAGAAGAGCAAGCAGAAAAAUUAUAUCUUUUAAGGAAACAGCUGUUUGAAACAGAUCAUAAUCUUGACACAUCUGAUAUCCAGUUCUUGGAGGAUGCUGGAAACAAUGUGGAGGUAGAUGAGUCUUUGUUCCAGGAAAUGGAUGACUUGGAGCUGGAGGAUGAUGAAGAUGAUCCAGACUACAAUCCUGCUGACCCAGGGAGUGACUCAGCAUACUAAUAGACUGUCCCCAUCUGCAGAGAAGUUGACUGCCACAGCAUCUGUGGCUAUGCUGAGAGGGUUUUGAUUUUCCUUUCUUUUUUUCUAAGAAAAAAA